Molecule: messenger RNA, 7092 nt
Organism: Didymodactylos carnosus
Lineage: Eukaryota; Metazoa; Rotifera; Eurotatoria; Philodinida; Philodinidae
Source: the annotation of a GenBank genome assembly
AUGGGUGCGCACCGGUGCCGAAUAAUUUUUUUUCUGGGGAAAGAAUAUCACGUUUGGUCUACUAAACAAGCUACUACGUCCGUUCAAAUAAUGAAACGUCUUGAAAGUAAAAUGCAAUUUGAUCGUGGUGAGUUUACAAAAGUUGAGCACGAUAUGGAAAAUUCUUCAGACGAACUAGAUAAAUAUGAUCAAGAAUUAAGCCCUUCAUCAAUUUCGUUAUUAAAUGAUGGCAAAAGUACCACCUCAUCAGUCAUUUCUUCUAUCGCCAUGACAUCUAACGAAGAGAUAAACAAAACGUUAGGCAGAACAAUGUCUGGGCUAUCAUUAACAACUGCGAAAAAACAUCGUCAGAGCUCCUCAACAUCAGUUUUCAAUAAAAUAAAAACACCAGAAGAAUUUGUUCAAAAAUUUGGUGGUUCAUGUGCUAUCAAUAGGAUAUUAAUUGCCAAUAAUGGAAUAGCAGCUGUUAAAUGUAUACUUUCAAUUCGUCGUUGGUCCUAUGAAAUGUUUCAUUCUGUUCAUACUAUUAAAUUUGUUGCAAUGGUUACACCGGAAGAUUUACGGGCAAAUGCUGAAUAUAUUCGAAAUGCUGAUCAUUAUGUAUUGGUACCAGGUGGACCGAAUCACAAUAAUUAUGCAAAUUGUGAAUUGAUAUUAGACAUUGCCAAAAGAACACUUGUUCAAGGCGAUAAAAUAGCUUCAAAUAUUGUUGCUCAAACUGCAGAUAUACCGACAUUACCAUGGAGCGGAUCUGAAUUAAUCGUUGAAUGGACAGAAGAAGAUCUGCAGGAGAAUCGAUAUAUCACAGUGCCAAAGGAUAUCUAUGACAAAGGAUAUGUAAACGAUGUUAACGAAGGCCUUCAAUCAGCACAUAAAAUUGGCUAUCCAAUAAUGAUUAAAGCAUCUCAAGGUGGAGGCGGUAAAGGUAUUCGUAAAGCAUCCAAUGAUGAAGAAUUUACAAUUUUUUUUCGUCAAGUACAAACUGAAGUACCUGGUUCCCCAGUAUUUUUGAUGAAAUAUGCGGGUAGUUGCCGACAUUUAGAAGUCCAAGUAUUAGGUGAUCAAACAGGACAAGCUAUAUCAUUAUUUGGACGUGAUUGUUCGAUUCAACGACGGCAUCAAAAAAUAAUUGAAGAAGCACCAGCUAUCAUUGCUUCACCAGAAAUUUUAGAUAAAAUGGAAAAAGCAGCUGUACGUUUAGCAAAAAUGGUGGGCUACGUUAGUGCUGGUACAAUUGAAUAUUUAUAUAAUCCUGAAGAUCAAACUUAUUAUUUUCUUGAGUUAAAUCCUCGUUUACAAGUAGAACAUCCAUGUACAGAAAUGAUAGCUGACAUUAAUCUACCUGCGUGCCAACUACAAAUUGCUAUGGGUAUUCCUCUGCAUCGAAUUAAAGAUGUACGUCUUCUUUAUUCGGAAGAUCCAUUUAGUGAUAUAUUAAUUAAUUUCGAUGAACCAACCAUUAAACCACAACCAAAAGGUCAUGUUAUUGCUGCACGAAUAACAUCGGAAAAUCCUGAUGAAGGUUUCAAACCGAGUUCUGGUAGUGUUGAAGAAUUAAAUUUUCGUAGUAGUAAAUAUGUUUGGGGAUAUUUUAGCGUAAAAGCUAGUGGGGAUUUACAUGAAUUUACGGAUUCACAAUUUGGUCAUUGUUUUUCGUGGGGUGAAUCAAGAAAUGACGCUCGAGAAAAUCUUGUUGUUGCUCUAAAAGAAUUAAGUAUUCGUGGUGAUUUUCAUUCAACUGUUGAAAUACUGAUUAAAUUACUUGAAACUGAAUCCUAUUUGAAUAAUACUCUUGAUACAAGUUGGUUGGAUUGUUUAAUAGCUGGAAAUGUAAAAACAGAAAAACCUGAUACCAUGCUUGCAAUUACGUGUGGUGCUAUACAUGUUGCUGAUCAAAUAAUACGUACUAAAUUUCAAAAUUAUGAAUCAUCACUAGAACGUGGACAAAUAUUAUCGUUAACAAGUUUAUCUGUUUCCAGUAAUGUAGAAUUUAUAUUUGAAAAUAUUAAAUAUAAUUUAAAUGUGACAAAAUGUGGUCCAACGUUGUACUUUGUUGUGAUGAAUGAUUCCUACGUUGAAGUUGAAGCUCACAGAAUGAAUGAUGGUGGAAUAUUGAUCAAUCUUGAUGGUUGUAGUUAUACAACGUAUGUGAAAGAAGAAGUGGGAGUUUAUAAAAUAGUAAUUAAUAAUAAAAGCUGCGUCUUUCAGAAAGAAAAUGAUCCAUCCACUUUAAGGGCACCCUCAGCUGGUAAACUACUUCAUUUCACUAUUGAAGAUGGUGGAUUAAUUGAAGCUGGACAAGUGUACGCUGAAAUUGAAGUUAUGAAAAUGGUUAUGGAAUUAAGAUGUGCUGCUACAGGACAUUUACAAUAUAUUAAACGUCCUGGUGCUGUAUUAGAGUCGGGUUGUAUUAUGGCUCGUAUUAUAUUAGAUGAUUCAUCUCAAACACAAAAAUUACAAUUAUACGAAGGAAAAUUUACUGAUACACCGAUAAAUCGUCUGAAAGGUAUAAAAUUAAAUCAAAUAUUACAAUUAGUAAAAAUAUCAUUAGAAAAUAUUCUGACCGGUUACACAUAUCCAGAACCAUAUUUUCAUGAACGUUUAAAAGAAAAUGUCGAUACAUUAUUUAAUACUUUAUGUGAUCCAUCAUUGCCACUAUUAGAAUUAGAAGAAAUUUUGGCAACAAUAUCUGCACGAAUACCAUUGCAAGUUGAUCAACAAAUAAAAUCAUUAAUGAAAAAUUAUAUGACUAAUUUGACAUCAAUUCUCAUUCAAUUUCCAUCACAACAAAUAGCAAAUGUUAUUGAAACUUAUGCUGAAAAACUCAAACAUCGUGAAGAACGAGACAUGUUUUUUACAACUAUUCAUCCAAUUAUUGGAUUAGUUCAACGUUAUAGAAAUGGUAUUAAAGGACAUACAAAAUUAAUUAUAACAAAUUUAAUUGAAAAUUAUCUAAAUAUUGAAACAUUAUUUCAGAAUGAACAAUACGAUAAUUGUUUAACAUUAUUACGUGAAAAUCAUAAAACUGAUAUGCAUCGAGUUGUUGAACUAGUUUUUUCACAUGCAAAUUAUCAAUCAAAAAAUGCUCUUAUCGUUAUGUUAAUUGAUGUAUUAUUUGCUCGUGAUUCAACUUUAACAGAUGAAAUAAAAAAAUUGAUGCAUGAAUUAACUCUAUUGGAUAAUCAAAAAAGUAUUAAAGUCGCAUUAAAAGCUCGACAUAUUCUAAUUGCAUUUCAAAAGCCACCAUUUGAAUUAAGAUAUAAUCAUAUGGAAUCAAUCUUUUUAACUGCUAUCGAUAUGUAUGGACAUAAAUUAUGUGAAGAAAAUUUACGAAAACUUAUUUUAUCUGAAACAAGUAUAUUCGAAGUAUUGCACAGUUUUUAUUUUCAUUCAACUAUUCAAGUUCGACAAGCUGCUCUUGAAGUUUAUGUUCGACGAUCAUAUAUUUCAUAUGAUUUAAUUAGUAUUCAACAUGAUUAUUUAUCAAAUGGAAUAUGUACAAUUCAAUUUUCUGUACAUCUUCCACAAAAUCAUCCAAAUCGUUCAUUUGACGAAUUGGUAGAUCGUUUUUCGUCGACAGUUAUUGCCGAUUCUACGUUAACGCCUUUGCCACGUUCUUUUUCUCGCCAAAUAUCAGUCGAUAGCGCAUCUAUGGACGAGGCAAUGAAUGUAAUUUACAUAUUUAUAAAAGAUGACACAAAUUUUCAACAACGUUUCAAAUUAGAAAAUAUAUUUUUAGAUUUUAUUCAAUCGAAAGAAAUAUGUGAUUUAAAAAAUGUUCGACGUGUGACAUUUUAUUUGGGAGCAAAGUUUCAAGAAGACAAAAUUUAUCGUAAUUUAGAACCAGCAUUGGCAUAUCAACUAGAAAUUUAUCGUUUACGCUUAUUUGAUUUGGAAUUUAUUCCUACAUCAAAUUAUAAAAUGCAUUUAUAUUUGGGUAAAGGAAAAGUACAUAAUAAACAGCAUCAACAAGACGAAAAUGAUCAUCGAUUUUUUAUUCGAUCAAUCAUACGACAUUCUGAUAUCUUUGCAAAAGAAGCAUCAUUUGAAUAUUUACAAAAUGAAGCUGAACGAACAUUACUAGAAGCCAUGGAUGUAUUAGAAUUGGCAUUUUCACAUCCAUUAGCACGUAAAACCGAUUGUAAUCAUAUAUUUAUAUGUUUUGUACCUACUGUAUGUGCUGAUCCCGUUAAAUUAGAAGAAAGUAUACGCAGUAUAGUGUUACGCUAUGGUGCACGAUUGUUGAGAUUACGAGUAUUACAAGCUGAACUUAAAAUGAUUAUUCGUAUAACACCUGAUUCAGAACAGAUACCAUUUCGUGUAUUUGUAUCAAAUGAUAAUGGUUAUUAUUUAGAAAUAUCAUUGUAUCGAGAAGUAAGAAAUUCUGAAACGGGUCAAAGUGUAUAUCAAAGUUAUCGGGCGGGUAAAACAGGUCCACUUGAUGGAAAGUAUUUGCAUGAUCCAUAUGUAACAAAAGAUCAUUUACAACAUAAACGAUUUACAGCACAAUCAAAUGGUACAACGUAUGUCUACGAUUUUCCAGAAAUGUUUCGACAAGCUCUAUCGCAUAUAUGGCGUUUACAUAUGGAAAAAAAUAAUGCGAAAAAAACCUUACCAGGCGAUCUAUUUGAAUAUGAAGAGUUAAUAUUGGACAAUAGCGCUAGUAACAGUUUGAACGAUUUGUCAUUUUCUUUGUCUCCUGUUGGCGCCAUCAAUGCGAUAGCAACUACACCAUCACGGUCCUUGAUUAAUUCCCCAAAAAUAAAUGAUAAAAUUGAUACAUCAUCCAUUCCAUUUUCAUCUGAUUUAUUAAAAAAAUGUGGUCUGCAAGCCCUUAGACGUCAUCCAACUGAAAAUGAUUGUGGUAUGAUUGCUUGGCGUAUGAAAUUGAAAACACCCGAAUACCCAAAUGGUCGUAUAAUUAUUGUAAUUGCUAAUGAUCUCACUUAUAAAAUCGGUUCAUUUGGUAUAGAAGAAGAUUUAUUGUUUCAACGCUCAUCCCAGCUGGCACGUCUUCAAAAAAUACCAAGAAUUUAUAUAGCAGCAAAUAGUGGCGCUCGAAUUGGUUUAGCUGAAGAGUUAAAAACUCUCUAUCGUAUUGCAUGGAAUGAUGUUCAUGAUAUCGAGAAAGGUAUUAAAUACUUAUAUGUGUCGAAAGAAGAUUAUGAACGGAUAGAAAAUCCAAAUUAUGUGAAAACCGAAGUGAUCAACGAUGAAAAUGAAGUCAGAUAUAAAAUUUUGGAUAUUAUUGGAAAAGAAAAUGGUUUGGGAGUAGAAAAUUUACGUGGUUCUGGUAUGAUAGCGGGUGAAACUUCAGAAGCAUAUAAUACAAUUCCAACAAUAAGUUUGGUGACUUGUCGUGCGGUUGGAAUUGGUGCUUAUCUUGUUCGAUUAGGUUCACGUGUUAUACAAGUGAAAGAUUCUCAUAUUAUAUUAACUGGAUUCAGUGCCUUGAAUAAAGUACUUGGACAAGAAAUAUAUAAUAAUAAUAAUCAGUUAGGCGGUACUCAAAUAAUGUUUAAUAAUGGUGUUACACACGAUGUUGUUAAAGAUGAUUUUGAUGGUUGUUUAUUGAUAUUGAAAUGGUUAUCAUACAUGCCAAAAACAAUGUUGCAUUCAUCACCUGUCUUAACAGUUAAUGAUCCAAUUGAUCGACCAAUUGACUUUAUACCAACAUCAAUGCCGUAUGAUCCACGUCACAUGAUACAAGGGCAUCAAUUUUUUCAUGCAAAUAAUGAACCAGUCGUAGAUGCACCUUCGUCAUCCGAAGCAGUAUCACAACCGAACAUAUCAAACUUGCCAUCCAUAGCACAACAAACAUUCUCAUCUUUAACCACAACGACGAUAUUUCAAACCGGAUUUUUCGAUCGUGAUUCAUUCGUCGAAAUAAUGAAAGGAUGGGCAAAAACCGUUAUUACUGGCAGAGCACGUUUAGGCGGUAUAUCAAUAGGUGUUAUUGCUGUUGAAACACGUACCGUUGAACUAGAACAACCUGCUGAUCCGGCUCAUUUUGAUUCAGAUGCGUAUACCAUUCAACAAGCAGGACAAGUAUGGUUUCCUGAUUCAGCCUAUAAAACAGCACAAGCUAUUCGAGAUUUUAAACGUGAAAAUUUACCAUUAAUGAUAUUUGCUAAUUGGCGUGGAUUUUCUGCGGGAUCGAAGGAUAUGUAUGAUCAAGUAAUUAAAUUUGGUGCUUGUAUUGUAGAUGCUUUGAGAGAAUAUGAACAACCUGUAUUUGUUUACAUUCCACCAUAUGGAGAAUUGAGAGGAGGAGCAUGGGUUGUUGUUGAUCCAACAAUUAAUAUACGUUUCAUGGAAAUGUAUGCUGAUCGUUUAAGUCGUGGUGGUGUACUUGAACCAGAAGGUACAGUUGAAAUUAAAUAUCGUACGAAAGAUCUUGUUCGAACAAUGCAUCGGCUUGACUCAAUAUGUCGAGAAUUACAAAUGAAUAUUAACAGGCAAUCGGCAGUCGCAAAGCGUCGGGCGAGUAUUGUGCAAACAUCAAUCAUUUAUUCUCCAUCCCCAUCUCUACCACCUACCACAUCAACAACUGAUAGUGUGAAAGAUGAGUUACAACGACAAUUAUCCGAACGAGAAAAAUUGCUUACACCCGCUUAUAAACAGGCAGCCGUUAUAUUUAGUGAUUUACACGAUACACCAGGACGAAUGUUGGAAAAGGGCGUUAUCAGAGGGAUAUUAGACUGGCAGACGAGUCGUGAGUUUUUUUACUGGCGUUUGAAACGUCGUCUGAAGGAAGAAGCAAUAAUUAAACAUGUGCUGAACGCUGAUUCAACAACUGAUUAUCAAGCAGCUUUCAGAAAAUUACAACAAUGGUUCAUGGAAGAUAAGAAUGAUACAUCCCAAUGGAAUUCAGAUAAAAUCGUUGUCGAAUGGUUAGAGAACCAAUUAUCUGAAACUGACAGUAGAUUGACUGAUCGAAUAAGAAAUAUUGAAAAACAAGAUGCAACUAAUAAAAUAAAAGAUUUAUUAAUUCGAUAUCCCGAUAUAUUGCCAGACAUUGUACAAAAUACAACGGAUGAUCAACGUCUAGAGAUUCAACAUUUAUUGAAUAAUAUAAACAGUGUUAAUUAA